AUUUAAUUAGAUUUCGUAGAUCCAAUAAUCUUAAAAAUAAAAGUAUAUAUAUAUUAUCGCAUGUUAAUGUAAAUGUAAAGAAAAAUAUUUCCUUUAUUUUUGUGUCAAUUUAAAUAUUAAUUUUACAGCUCUUUAUACUUUAUACUAAUACUUAUAAUAUUUAUGAUAGGCAAUUAUAAUACAAUAUAUAAUAUAUUAUAUUUAGAAUAAAUUUAAUUUUGUUAUUGAAUUAUUUAUGUUAUGUUGAUAAUAAAUUUUCUAAAUAAAUUAAUAUAAGAAAUAAUAUUAUAUUCUGUUAUAUAAUCAACUUAGAUUUCCCUAGAUUUUAAUUAUGUUUUUAAUUUUGAUUACUUUCAAUAUGGAUUAUGAUUCAGUAAUUCUUUAAACCAUACAUAUAUGUUUAUUAUAUAUAUAUUUUUGAUAAUUUUUCAAUGAUUUUUAAUUGACAUAAUAUUGUUAAAAGAACAUAAUUUUUAAUUUAUAAUUUUUUCAUUAACAUGUUUUUAAAUACAAUUCGCUAUUGUUUAAAAAAUAUAAAAGCACAAACACAAUAUAUUUAUAAAAUGAAUUAUUCUAAUAUUAAAAAUUUUGAUAAAUAUAAAACUUUAACAAUAUCUGUACCAAAAGAAUUUGUUUUUAUGAUACAGUUAAACAGAUCUGAAAAACUUAAUGCAUUAAAUGAUGUUAUGUGGAAAGAAUUUAAAAUUUGCUUCAAUGAAUUAGCUACAGAAUCAGAAUGUAGAGUAAUAAUUUUGUCAGGUAUUGGCAAAGCAUUUUGUGCAGGUAUUGAUGUGCAAAAUAUGAUGAAACUUAGUCAAGAUUUAAUAAAACAUGAAGAUAUUGCACGAAAAUGCAAGAUUAUACGAUUAAAGAUAAAAGAAUAUCAAGAGAGUUUUGAUGCAAUAGAAAAAUGUCCAAAACCAGUAAUUGCAGCUGUACAUGGUGCAUGUAUUGGAGCUGGUGUGGAUAUGAUAUCUGCAGCAGAUAUACGUUAUUGUUCUUCAGAUGCAUGGUUUCAAAUAAAAGAAGUUGAUUUUGGUAUGGCUGCUGAUAUUGGUACAUUGCAAAGAUUUUCCAAAAUUAUAGGUUCUGACAGUUUAAUAAGAGAACUUGUAUAUACUGCAAGAAAAUUUUCAGCUGUUGAAGCUGCACAACAAGGUUUUGUGAGUUGUUUAUUUGAUAAUCAAGAAAGUUUAUUGAAUGGUUCAAUAAAACUUGCAGAAAAAAUAGCAAGUAAAAGUCCAGUUGCAAUACAGGGUUCAAAAUUAAGUUUAAUUUAUUCAAGAGAUCAUACUGUUCAAGAAGGUUUGGACCAUAUUGCCAUGUAUAAUCAGAGUAUGCUUCUAAGUGAAGAUUUUAUAAAUGGAAUUAUGUCACAAGCUACUAAAAGUGAUCCUCCAAUAUUUUCUAAAUUAUAAUAUUGAAAUUUUAUGAUAUAUAUGAAAUUAUAUAUGAACUUAUAUUUUAUAUAUAUAUAAUAAUAUUAUUCUUUAAUAUUAUUCUCCUUAAAAAAAAACUAAGAAAUGUUUUAUAAUUUAUUUUUAUAAUUAUUUUAAUACUAACAUAUUUUUGAUAUUUGUUGAUUAUGUAUUUUUUUAAAGUAAAUUGUAUAUUAAAAAAAAUGACUAUUAAGUCAAUAAAAGAUUCUCCAAUUUA
Apis cerana (Asiatic honeybee) is the source of this 1656-nucleotide messenger RNA. Its product is annotated as delta(3,5)-Delta(2,4)-dienoyl-CoA isomerase, mitochondrial. Gene Ontology annotation, molecular function: delta(3,5)-delta(2,4)-dienoyl-CoA isomerase activity. NCBI's taxonomy places the organism in Eukaryota, Metazoa, Arthropoda, Insecta, Hymenoptera, Apidae. Gene Ontology annotation, cellular component: mitochondrion. The record is from RefSeq and is a predicted model, not a curated record.